Molecule: messenger RNA, 597 nt
Organism: Daphnia carinata
Lineage: Eukaryota; Metazoa; Arthropoda; Branchiopoda; Diplostraca; Daphniidae
Exons: 5
Coding region: 80-556 (158 amino acids)
Source: RefSeq, a predicted model, not a curated record
UCAGUCCAUUGGAUGCCAUUCGCAGUUAGUUCAUUAGCGUUGAUGGAGAAUAACGCGUGGCUGGAGGAACAAUUGAAAAAUGGAUAAGAUAAUACAACAAAAGGAUGAUCAAAUUAUGAAGCUGCAGGCCCAAUUAUUGGAACAACACAAUAUAUUAGAUAACAACAAAGCUAAGGAUGCUCAAAUUUUGAGUCUACAAGCUCAGCUAGGGGAAAAGAACAAAUUGGAAUGGAACAGUUUCCAAACAGUGAAGGAGGUUUUUCAAAACUCUUCUCUAACUGAACGUGAGGAUGAGUUGGCAUUAGGCGAACACAGUCAGUUAUUCAGUCCACCACCUGACAGUGUGUUAAAUUUAAAUUCUGUUAGUGCUGUACUAAAAGAAUCGUUAAUAAUAAGUCCAUGCAGCGAAGGAACUGAAGAAUUGUGGGACCGUAUUUGGGCCGAAAAUGGGUGUGGUACAGAAACCCAGAAAUGGCACAAGGUUAACAUGAAACAUGGAUUAGAUUUUAACGGGGGAUCAAAUCAAGUCUGGAAGUGUUACAGGAUGGAAGAGUGAGCCUACAGAUGAAAAAACACUGAGAGUGCAUUACCGUAAGG